GGUGACUCCUCACUCCACCCACUCCAUUCACUGCAAUACAUAGUAUAUGAGAUACUUAUUGGCUUGUAGAAUAAAAAUGUUACUACCUGUCUCAUAAACUGGGGUGGAAAAUACUCAGUCAGGUCUCUACUAAACAAAUACGGAUAGUUUUGGAGGGGGGCUGUGGUACAUAUCCAGCAACACAGCUUUAAAUGACCUGGUACUAUCCAUGGACCUGAAAUCAAUACCUUUUUACACACUCAACUAAAAAACAACCACACAAAAGGCAAACUUUUUUUUUUGUGUGUGUACUGCUGGCAGAAUUGUACUGUGCUGUUGCCUGAACAUAAGACCAUGGAUGAUAGAGAGAAGACACAACCGAAUCUGGACACAUCUGUGAAGAAGAUUACACGUCCAAGUAACACUUCAAACAACCAGCAACAAACUCCUGACCAAUCUCCAGGAUCUGAUGCCAAGGUGACACACACACUCUGUCAUUUAACACUUACAUCUCUUCUGUCACAGAAAGAAGCACACGAUGAAAGCCAUUCCUUCCGAUACCGCUUCGAAUACAAACAAUACAGAGUUACAUGCCAUACUCAUGGAACGGUCCUGGGUGCACUGCGAACAAGCCCGGAGUUCGAGAACAUGACAAAGAAAAAACAGGGGAUGGAAAUUGUCAUCCAAAGAGAAAAAGAGCGAAGGGCAGCUGUCAGUACACAUUUCCCCUGCCAUUUAAUUGAUAACGAUGAGCUAGUGACAGUCAGCUUCAUCAAAGUUCCAAACGGCAGUUCUCCAGAUACCCAGAGCCUUUACAAACAGAGUAACCCCCGCAAAAAAAUACAACCUGACAAGUUAAUGACUUUCUGUGUUGAAACUCAGGGUGGACAAAAUAUUAAAACGAAAGUAAUGAAAAACCCAGAGCUAAGGAAGAAAGUGAAGUAUGUCUGUGUGUACGGAUACAAAGGGGAAAAGGUGAAGCAAGCCUUGAGGAGAGAUGGGCGAUUUGAUAAAACCAUCUUGAAAACACGCUGUGUUCUUUCUGAGCCAGAGACGAGUGUCAACACAGAGAUGUCCCAGACAGUUGAUGGUCUUGAUGGGAAAAGUCAUCAAGGUCGUGAAGGUGAAAUGUUGGUUGUGAAGGUAAAACGUAUCGGUCGUGUAUCUCAGCCACAGCCAGAUAGUCUUGAGGAUUGGGACAACACACCAACUGAAGAGCUGUCCGUCCCCCCUGGUGGAACAUCGGAAGCAGCUCUCUCUCCUCAGAAUCCUACCACAACAGACACAGUUCAAACACAGUUGCAGUCAAAGGAGGCAGGAAAAGAUGGUAGUUCUCUGGUGGUGAAGCAAAAACGGCAAGAGAUUCCAAACUCUAAAGAGAUCCUAAACAUCCUGCCUUCCCAAUAUGCAGGCUUGGAAGAUCACUUGAAAGAGAGAGAGAAUUUGAAAAAGCCUUCAGACGUGCAACAAUUCUUAAGAGUAGAGUUUGGAAAGAAAACACAGAGCUUCCAAGAGGUGAAGAAAGUGAAGAGACUAAUGGAGCUGAGUGCUUCUGUUUGUCAGGUGAGAAUUGAAGGGACAGCAAAAGGAACUGGCUUCCUUCUGUUUGACAAGUUCAUCCUUACAAACGCCCAUGUUGUCCAGGAAAUCUAUGAGCCGAUAACUAACACGCUGCAACAAUCUGUAAAAGUCACGUUUGACUUUGAAGACCUGGGUGAGAAAACGCAGCAGAUACCAGUGCAAAGUGAGGUUGUAGCCUAUGGAAAAGAUGAUUCUGGGAAUGUUGACUUUGCUUUGCUGGAGCUUAGCUCAGAUCCUGACAUCACCUUGCCUUUAAGCUUGCUGGACACCUUCAGCUUUCCGUCUCCAGAUGGUGGAAUCUUCAUCAUCGGUCACCCCGAGGGCGGGGUGAAAAAGACAGACCCCUGCUUUAUCAUUCAACGUGGAGAUUUUGAACAAGCUGUAGAAAAACAUUUAACAGAAAAUAAGGAAUUUCUUCAUGUCAUAAAGAGAAGAUGUUUAGAGGAGAAAUGGGACAUCACACAUCUACCGAGGGACACAAAAAAGAUUAUUUAUGACAGCUGUUUAUUCCACGGUGCCUCUGGCUCUCCAGUUUUCAAUGAGUACUGCCAGCUGAUAGCUAUGCAUACAGGAGGCUACUCCUACCCGGGUGAAGGACAGAAAACCCAGAGUAUCAAAGAGUAUGCUAUUCCCCUGUCAGACAUACUUGAGGAGAUCAUCAUCCAAGCGGUGCGUAGGAAACGAGUUGAUGUGCUACAGGGAUUCCUGAGCCACAGGAGUCAGAAAUUAGACGUGGUGAUGGAAAGAGUCAAGACACAGUCUGAUAAAGCCAGCCUGGUCAAGGCCUUUCAGGAGAAGCUGCCGUUCGACAGUAACACUUCAGCUACAGAUCAGGGAGAGCAGAGAACCUUCCACCAGUUCCUCUUUGAUAAAGGCGACGCCACAGGGGUCGACGCCACAGGGGUCGACGUCACAGGGGUCGACGCCAUGGAGGUGGAUGAUAUCUAUGACAUGAAAAAGUGCCCAGUUGUCAUAUUUGAGUAAAAGUAAAGAUACCUUAAUAGCAAGUGACUCAAGUAAAAGUAGCCCAGUAAAAUACUUCUUGAGUAAAAGUCUAAAACUAUUUAGUAUAAAAUAUACUUAAAUAUCAAAAGAAAAUGUAAUUGCUAAAAUAUACUUAAGUAUCAAAAGUAAAAGUGUAAAUCAUUUCAAAUUACUUACGUUAAGCAAAGCAGACGGCACCAUUUUCUUGUUUUUAAAAUGUAUGGAAAGCCAGGAGGGACACUCCAACACUCAGACAUCAUUACAGAUAGCCAGGAGGGACACUCCAACACUCAGACAUCAUUACAGAUAGCCAGGGGUACACUCCAACACUCAGACAUCAUUACAGAUAGCCAGGAGGCACACUCCAACACUCAGACAUUAUUACAGAUAGCCAGGGGGCACACUCCAACACUCAGACAUCAUUACAGAU
Messenger RNA from Salvelinus fontinalis (brook trout), 2974 nucleotides. Its product is annotated as serine protease FAM111A-like. Lineage: Eukaryota; Metazoa; Chordata; Actinopteri; Salmoniformes; Salmonidae. The record is from RefSeq and is a predicted model, not a curated record.